CGUGCGAUUGCUGCUUGCUGCGUUGCGUAGUUUCGCAAGAAUUUAUUUAGUUUUUAAAUACCUUUAAAAAAGUUAAACAUGAACAAGGCGUGGUAUAUGGACGACGAGACAAGUGAUCAACGCUUAGAACACCACAGGAACCCACCAGAGUUCAUCUCUCUCGACGAAUUGUACAAGAAAACCGGUGUGGAAAUAUUCGUCCUGAAUGUGGACACCUACGCUACAGAUGGUGUGUUCGACAAAAUCAAGAAGGACCGAGGCUACACCUACGAAGAUGAGCUGGUGUGCUCCAAGGAAUGCUUCGGGCAAGCAUACGAAGAGAAAUUGAAGUCAUUCUACACCGAACAUAUUCACACUGAUGAAGAAAUCAGGUUCGUCCUGGAAGGCUCUGGGUACUUCGACGUGCGCGACGACAAAGACCAGUGGAUCCGCAUCCUGGUGACUCCUGGCGACCUGGUGGUGCUGCCUAAAGCCAUCUACCAUCGGUUCACUCUUGACACCAAGAACCACAUCAAAGUGAAGCGGCUGUUCAUCGGGACACCAGUGUGGCAGGCCUACAACCGGCCGGCGGACGACAUGGAUUGCCGCCGCGUGUACGUGUCUCAGCAGCGCCAGGGCUUUGCCACCGCCUUCUGACCUCACGAUGUAAACACAGUUCAACAGAUCAUAAAGGCUACCGUAUUUGCUCACUGGUUGGCGCCACUUAGGACCUUUCCCGCGGCAAUCCUUAUGGAUUAAUGGCAUUAAGUUCGCCUAAUGUUAAAAUUUUGGCAUUAAAGUAUAAAUAAAUAAAUCCUGCAUUACUGGACUUGUGUGUUUACACUAGUAACACAAUACUUGUAAUUAAACUGGAUCCAAUUUUCACUCGUCCAGUUAAAUGACAAAACCAAAUUGCAAACGGGAUGUUCGUGUCAAUUUUUAGUAUUAAAACACGUACACUACUAAACGAGAUUCUGCAAAAAACUGGAUGUCUCCGUGGGAGAAUUUGCUUACCCGGUGGCGCCACUUUAGAGUAAGAUCAUGUCACUCGCUAGGAGCGCCAACUGAUGAGCACUGAAGCGGGAGGACUAUCGCAUUUACACUCUAAGCCACUGUAGAGAGUGAAGCCUUAUCUCGCCAGUGUUGCCAACUAGUAAGCAUAAAAUACGGUAGCCCUUAUUUCGCUCACAAAUAAGGCCAAUUAAAGCCGAUACCUAAUGUCUAUGCCUCUUGAUGUAUUGGUAUUGAACAGACAAUAUCCAGCAAAACUAUGUGCUUGUGAUAGGUAAAUUCCAUUAAACACGGCGACUUAUUGCAGCAAUGCUAUCGUGGUACAAUCGCUGCUGUUUGUAAUGGCAGCUAGAGCUAUACAAUCGCAAUACAUACGUUAUUAAGAAUACUAGAGCGUUUCUCUAUCGAUUCUAAAGUUAAACAGCUACAACUUCAAAAGUUGAGUCAUUUUAUAAAACGUCACUUGCAACGCGUUUCAAACCGGUUUCAAACUGGUCUCGUCAUAUUGUGUGGUCUCAACGGACGCUGUGGCAGAAACUUAGAUGCAACUCAAAAGUAACUAGUAGUUGCAGUUUCGUUGCAGUUGCGUUUCACCGUGUGUUCUGGGCCUUAUACUUGGGCUAUGGGCGUGUUAUACAAACAUUUUUACCGUCAAUUAAAAUAAACUAACGACUUAACCAAAAUUUUAAUAUUCCACAAUAUUCUUAAGAUAAGCUAUAGUAUAUGUAAAAGCAAAUGAUGUGAUUAUAAAUACUCUAUUCUGCAAUUUAUAUUAGGAUGAAAUUCAUAUAAUGAUAGUUUGUA
This is a messenger RNA of Ostrinia furnacalis (Asian corn borer), 1794 nucleotides long. Its product is annotated as 1,2-dihydroxy-3-keto-5-methylthiopentene dioxygenase-like. The transcript has 4 exons. Gene Ontology annotation, molecular function: acireductone dioxygenase [iron(II)-requiring] activity. The record is from RefSeq and is a predicted model, not a curated record. NCBI's taxonomy places the organism in Eukaryota, Metazoa, Arthropoda, Insecta, Lepidoptera, Crambidae. The coding region runs from base 79 to 636 and encodes 185 amino acids.